This is a messenger RNA of Hermetia illucens (black soldier fly), 929 nucleotides long. RefSeq names its product golgin subfamily A member 7. The record is from RefSeq and is a predicted model, not a curated record. The transcript has 3 exons. Gene Ontology annotation, biological process: peptidyl-L-cysteine S-palmitoylation; protein targeting to membrane. The coding region runs from base 179 to 604 and encodes 141 amino acids. Lineage: Eukaryota; Metazoa; Arthropoda; Insecta; Diptera; Stratiomyidae. Gene Ontology annotation, cellular component: palmitoyltransferase complex.
CUGUCACCUUUGUCAGUGUAAAUGUCGCUAGCGUAGUUGCUUUUCUUGAAAUUGGCAUCCUCAAAGUCCUCCCAACUGGUGGCAAGCGAAGCCUUCCGUAACUCAGACUUCCGCCGGGCUGCUUCCAAAAUCCACAGUGACAAGUUACGGGCGUGAACACCCAGCACCAGGGAGUAAAAUGUCGCAGACAGGAACGCCAGCCACCACUGCCCUUCAGUCGAAUUGCACGAAAAUAUUUGUCCAGCGAGAUUACAGCGAGGGAACCUCCGUGAAGUUCCACACGAGACUUCCUAGUGAAUUGGACGGUCACAUUGAAAGACACGUAUUUGAGUCAACUAUUACACGGCUAAAUGAAUAUUUCGCUGAAGCGGAGAAAGGCUCAUGUAGUACAUAUUGUGAAGGAUGUUUGGCUUGCAUCACAGCUUAUUUAGUGUACAUGUGUACCGAAACCCACUACGAGAAGACUCUUCGGAAAAUUUCCAAGUACAUCGCAUCUCAAAAUGAACGAAUUUACAAUCCGAAAGGUCUACAAAUCACCGAUCCCACGUUCAGAGGAUUACGCGUAAUAGAAAUUUCAAUUUUAGAUCGACCCGGACGAACGUGACUUCCACUUUCCCACUCCACUGAAGAGUUCUUCAUGUAACGAUCUUUUGCAUUUUUUGUUUUCAAGCGAAAAGAGAUAUGAGAACAUAAUAAUUGUGUUAAUUGCAUCAACAAAGAGGAAGCGGAGAAAAGCGAAGAAAAGAGAACAGUUCCCCGGAAUAUGAACUUUCCAAUGUUUUCCUGUUUUUCUUUUGUUUGUAAUGUAAAUUCUGUGGUUAUUUAGCAAAGUCAGUGGUUUUAAAAUUUUAUUAACGUUUUAAAUGAUGGUCAGGGAAGAAGUGCCUCAUAAUAAUUUAUAUUUUAUUAAAAGAGCGACGUUGAGUUUA